Symbiodinium sp. CCMP2592 is the source of this 8217-nucleotide messenger RNA. NCBI's taxonomy places the organism in Eukaryota, Dinophyceae, Suessiales, Symbiodiniaceae. The record is from the annotation of a GenBank genome assembly.
AUGUCAGCCACAAGUGCUCAGUACUGGAGCCUCCUCACACGAGAGGCCGAAGAGGUUUACCGAAGGUACUUAGCUAGUGACCCCAUGGGCAGGAUUUCACUGAAUCCAGUGGAAACCCCGGAGCUUAAGUCCCCUGCCUGGUCCAGACUCGCCAAGCGCUUGGAAGCUCUUUUGAUCACGGCAGCUCCGAAGCAGGUGCGCGAGGAGUUGGUCCAGAGCCGACUCAAGUCUCCACUUCACCUUCUCUAUCGCCUUCAUGUGUUGUACGCCCCGGGAGGGGUACAAGAGAGGGAGCACGCCCUGCGCAGCCUCCAGCACACGAGCUCCCCUACCACUCCCCAGGCCGCUCUGGAUGCGCUUCGCCAGUGGAGAAGGUGGCUCUCUAGGACCGAGGCCCUUGGAGGUUCGUUGCCUGAUCCGGUGAUCCUUACCAAGGCACUGCUGAACAUAGUUAAGACUGUGCUUGAGGGCAAUGCUGAGGUGCAGUUUAGGAUGGGACUUGUGAAGGCAGCUCUCAGAGCUGAGACGGCCCCUACAGUUGCGGUGGUUCACCAGCUCCACGCGGCCUUGCUCUCUGAAGUAGAAGGCCUAGCUAGGACUCAGACCUUGAGGCCGAAGGCGACUCCCUCUGCAGCCGCAGUGAACCUUCCUGAGGUGCCAGCUGCAAACCCAAGGGCCCCAUCGGUUCCCCAGGGAAAGGGCUCUGGGAAGUCAGAGCCAUCUGGAGGCCGGACGGCAGACACCACAAUCGCUGUUCCUCAAGGUGCCUGCAGGUUCUAUGUCCAAGGCAUUGGGUGUAAUAGGGGUGAUAAGUGCCGCAACGCCCACAACUGGCAGGACAUUCCUAAUAAGGAUAAGAAGUCCAGGUGUAUGUCGUGUGGUGGCACCGGCCACCAAAAGGCGUCAUGCCCGCAUGCUUCAGGAGGUCCAGGCCCGCCGAAGGCCCCGAACCCAGCUCCUCCUCGAAGAGCUGACAAACCCGAGAGGCCUAAGGCAGCAGCAGUGGCGGCCCAGGUUGGAACUGCUCAAGACGCCAAUUCGAGCCAGGUCCAGGCCCUCCUGGAUGAUGCGGCGAAGGUUCUGAAGGCCAUACAGGCGCCAGGGAGCCAGGUGAGGGAUCCACCCGUUGCACCGAGGGCGGAGGCAGCAGCACCAAAGGCGACUCCAGUGCUUCAGGGAACUCCUGUGACGGUGGCUACUCUUAUUCAGAGCCACUUGGAUGCCAUUCGUCAGGCCAUCCCAGAGGUCCAGCAGACUUCUGAGAAGCCCUUGAUCAAGGCCAUCGCAAGCUUGGCCAUGCCCUUGGAGGAGGAAGGUCCGUUGGAGGAGGCAGACCCCGACGAACAGGUGGGUCUGUUGGACAGCGGUGCGACGCAUGCUGUUCGUGCACGCGAGGAAAGAGACCAGGAUCUCACUGCAACGGAGGUUGUUUUGGCGGGAGGAGCUACCCAGUCUUUGCUCCAAAACCCAGGUGGGACGAUCCUAACCAAUGGUCCCUCGCAGCCCAUAGUGCCCCUCGGGAGCUUAGUACGGCUUCUGGGUUGUAGUGUCACCUGGACCCCUACGCGGUUGGUGGUCAAGCAUCCGGUGUUUGGAAAGCUAAGGGUGAAGAUUAAGCAGGGGUGUCCAGUCCUCGCCGAGACCCGUGCUCUAGAGUUGAUCCAACAACUGGAGGAGCGACGCCUUGAGAAACUACGCGGGCAAGUGGAUGAGACGGAGGCCGUGCUCCGAGCCCUUACUUCCAGGGUGCCGUUGGCUAAGGCGGUAGAUAGGGCUAAGGAGGAAGGUACGCGAGCAGAUGUGAUGCAGACGGCCCUUUCGUGCGGUGUCUUUGAGCAUCACCACCUCCAGUCCAUAGCUACUACAAUCCCUAGGGAGGAACGUGAGCUCCGGCACACCUUGAAAGGCCUGUCACUUCCCCGUCGCCGCCGGCGAGCGUUGGAGCAGUCCAAGGAUUGGUUUGUGAACCUUCAAUUCGGGAAGGAGCCAGCGGCAGUCAGUGAGAAUGUGCUCUCGGCGUGUCCCGACGCUCAGGUGCUUCACAUUGACUUGUCCAAGCCCCAUAACAACCUUGAGCCAGGAUCUCCCCUCAGAGCCUCCCUUGCCUGGGCAGCCCUUCAUGGAAGGAUCAUCGGCUUGUCAGCUGACCUGGCCUCUCGAUCCGAGCUUUUGGUCCAGGUUUCAUGGUUGUGGGCAGUGGCCUCCGCCGGUAGGGGUUAUACGGUUCCCCUAAUGACCCUCUCGGACUCCGCUAAGCUCUUCAAGGAUGAGUGGUGGCCGAAGUUUCAACGUUGGGCCCACCUGAAGCAAGCCUUUGCGGUGGGAGGAGCCGUGACUGUGUUCACAAAUUGCCGGACCGAUUUGGUCGAGACACGUGAGAACCGCCCUGCCCUCCAGGAAAAGGUCGUGCAAUCUUUCCGGCCACAACGGCCGCAACCGGUCUCUGAGGAGGAGUUGAGAAGGAUCGAUCAAGAGGUGCGUGAGUCACUGCGCCUAAUCAGGCCCUCAAUUGCUUCAGGUGGCCAGGUUUCAGGGUUGCAAGGUGUCGAGCAAGCGGUACCGACCGCGGCGGCGCUAGACGCUGAAGGGUGGCGACGCCACAUCGAGAGCGGACACCUCCCGUUCAACAGGAAGUGCAAGGCCUGCGUUAUGGGGUCAGGGGUAGGACUGCAGCACCGCAAGGUAGCCCAUCCAACCUCGUUCUCCCUUUCACUAGAUGUCCUGGGGCCCAUCCAGAAAGGAAUCUUUGAAGACUCAGUUGCAGCCCAGCCAAGGCACAAAUAUGCCCUUGUGGGGGCGUACAGGGUGCCUGAGGACGUCCUCCGGAGAAGAUGGGAUCCCAAAAGAGACCUGAAGGAUUUGUUCAGGGACUCCACGCUUGAGUUGGCUUCCGCAAAUGAGUACCUUGGUGGGGAGUUGAAGGGAGCCGAGCCUGAGCCGGCGCCGUCGGACCCUUUGCUACCGAUCCAAGAGGGGCAGGAGGAGGAGAUGCGCGAGGAGGAAUGGGACCAGUCCGAAAGGGGGCCUGAAGAAUCUCUUGUGAGCGUUGAGCUGGAGGCCGAGUCCCAGUCUGGGGAGACCCUCCAACAGGCCAUAGAAAACCUUAAGGACCCGGUUCCCCAGGUCGUGCUUCGGUUGGUUAGGCCAAUGACCUCCCGCAAAGGCCCUUCCCUCAUGCCGGCCAUCCACUCCAUGGUUCAGGAGAUAAACAGAUUAGGCUUCCCAGUGAAGAAUGUUCACUCCGACCAGGGCCGGGAAUUCUUGAGCGACAGCUUGAGGCUGUGGUUGUCCCAAAUGGGAGUGCGCGUCACCAUGAGCGAAGCUCAUGAUAAAAAGGCCAACGGCCUGGCAGAACGCAUAGUUGGGUGGAGUAAGCAGAGAGCCCGUUGCCUGCUGAACAGUGCCGAGCUCGAGCCAAGCUUCUGGCCCUACGCUAUGUCUCAUGCCGCCGCCUCACAUCAGGCCUCCCUUAUAGGAGACACUCCGCUUCCCCACUUUGGGAAAAAGAUAGUGUUCAAAAGGCCGAUGCUGCCUGGCAACUUCAAGCCCUGGGACCACUGGUCCGAAGGUCGAUACCUCUCCCCGUCCAUCCUUGUAGCCGUAGAUGCGUCCCUUUCGGAAGGAGGCAAGGAGGAGUUGUUUCCGGAACUCUUUGGCUCCGAUGGCCGGGAGCCCACGGGAUCAUCAAAGGAGGUGAUAGGAGCAGGUGUAGGGGCGAUAGAUCCUGGACCCGCAGACUCCGAACUUCCUCCACCUAGCCGCCUAAAGGGAAAGGGUCCAAGGUUGAGGCCGAGGCCACGCCUUGCUGCUCUAAGGGAGCAGGAGCCAGAAGAAGAUGAGGAUGAAGAAAUUGAGGAGGAGAGCGAAGAACCGGAUGAGGUGACGGAUGUCGAGGCCAACACCAUAUCUGAAGGCCAGAUCUCAUCCUUGGGAUCCUCCUCCUCGUCUGGGCAACAGUUUCCCCGCAACUUGGGAUCCAUCCAGGAUCCGGUGAUCAUCCGCGCCCUUGUGAGGCUCAGUCUUGAGUCCAGAGCUCAGGGCCUCUAUGACUUGGGAGUCCACGAGGUAAGCGAUCUGAACUAUGUCUUCAGAACAGACCUUGUUGAGGAAGGCUGGACCGAUCACGAGGCCCGUGCUCGCAGGGAAGCAAGGGAAAGGGCGGAAGCCCUCCGCGUGCAACCACGUGCACCAGGCUCAGAUGCAGGAGCCACUGCGGGCUCAACAGAGCCUCCCGAGCCCCGUCACAACCCUCGCAUCACCCGUCCUAUCCUGGACCAGCUUCCGGCGAGAUUCUAUGAUGAAGUGAUCGCCAAUCAGCCCAUCUCUAGAGACCUCCUCUCCCGUGUAGAGGAGGAAGCACAUGACGCCGACCUAACGAUGGAACCGAAUGAUGAGGAGUAUGAUAGCUUUGGGUUAGUGCCUCCUGAGCAAGAGCCUGCCCUGGAAGCUUCUUCUGAAGAGCUCGCGUCAGCACUGCUGGAGCUCGGACCAGGGAUCUCAACACAGGGGGUCGAGCAGAUGGCGCGACGGCUUCCUUAUGAGAGCCCUCACCCGGCCCUGGCUGGGGAUCAGACGUCAGGCGAAGAGGGCCGGGCAUUCUAUUGUGGUGCCAUGUGCAGAGGAGGAAUCUCCUCCUUGAGAAGGUCUUGUGCGGAGAACCCGCUUGCCAUCAAGUUUGAAGGUGGUGCAGUGUGGGAGGAAAAUGAAUUCGGAAAUGUUUUGAGGGAUGUCAAGGGCAAGCCCACCGCCGGCAGACUGCUUGAUGUUGCAACGGGACCCCAGACCCUCCAGGCCCAGUCGAAGUUCCACCUCACCGAGCCGUGGGCAGGCAGAAGGGUGAUCCUGGUUGGGUAUACGGUCUCUAGGAUAGAGUUCCUUAGUGAGGACCAAAGGAGCAAGCUCCGGGAAUUGGGUUUCGUGCUGCCGGGGGACCUCACUGCCGGAGAGGAGGGCGAGCCAGAAACCUUCCGCGGGUACUUGCGAGGAAAUAGAGGAAGGGAGGACUGGGAGCGUGCCACUCAAGGUGAGUUCUUUCGAGGAGGGUACGUCAUUGAUGAAGCCACUCAGACAAUGUUCAGGGCCAAUGAAAGUCAUGAGAGAUUGGCUGUUGCAGCAGUGACCAGUGGUGUCAUUCAGAGUGGGAUUCACAAUGGAGACAUGAUUCUCCGAGAGUACCUCGGUGAUCCGAGAGACCACGGCCCUUCCGAGCCGGAGGAACCAGUCCCUGUGGUAGAACUACUGGGUCAGGUCAGGGACCUGUAUGCCGACUCCCGUAGUCCCCAGGAGUACCACAUUGGGUUUAGGCUAAAGAGGACGACAGAAGAUGUAGAUAGGGAGGGCAACUACUUAGGGGAUCAAUUCUUCUUUAUGAUGUCCAGAGUUCUCCGAAGGGGGGACCGACGCCACCGGGCGUCGUACGAAGGGGCUGGAGGAGCCUACUACUUCUCGAGCAUCCCGCUGUUGCACGGCUCUGAGAUCAACCAAGGACGAAGGGCUCCCGCGUCGGGGUCCACUCAGUCUUCCAGCUCCAGAGGCCCUCAUCCGUAUGUCCGUGCACUGAGCCCUACUACCGCCUCCUCUUCCCGAUCUGAGGGAACCGGGUCUUCAGACGAGACGAGGCCUAGCGGUGCGCCAAGAUCUCCACCCGCCAGCCCUACCAUUCCGGUGUAUAGGCUAGACCCUGCGGUCUUAAUCCCCUCUUCGCUAUUGCUUCCGGCCUCUGCUGCUCCACAAUCAGAGUACCGCCCUUCCUUUGGACACCAAGGGCAUGAGGAUCCGGAGGUAAACAAGAUAGAGGUUUACACCAAGGAUGUAGAGGCUAAGCUUGAAGCACUCGGGGAUAGCUCGCUGGAAACCACCUACACAGUUUCUCCAGCCGAAGCCCGGAAGCACGCUGAGCGUUGGAGAGCCGCGCUGCUUGAAGAGCUCAAGUGCCUUGAGGAAAAGGGAGCCAUCAUCCGGAGAAAGGGAGCCGAGGCCCAGAAGCUCCUAUCGGACCCCGAGGCCGUCACCCUGCACUCCAAGGGAGUGUAUACGGUCAAGCCCGGCAAAUACCGGCCGGAUGGGCCGAAGCAGGCUUUCAGAAGAAAGGCGAGGAUCGUAGCGUGCGGGAAUGAGUCCCGAUACACCGACACCGGCGACGUCUAUGCUGCAGGCGUGGCAGGCGACGUCCUGCGCGCUGCACUCCUGAAGGGAGCCAGUAGGCGGUGGAAAGCGUUCGGCACUGACGUGCAUACCGCCUUCCUGCUAGCGCCGUUAGGUACCACCCGCAGGUACCUGUUGCAGCCACCGGCAAUCCUCAAGGCGUUGAAUCUCAUCUCCGAUGGGGAGAUAUGGGAAAUAAACCGCGCCAUAUAUGGCUUGAGGGAGAGUCCGAGGUGGUGGACAGACUACAGAAAUGCUGCGCUCACAGGCCUCACCUUCCAGCUGCGCAAUGCCGAGACAGGCAACCUUGAGCCUCACCGCUUGGAACAGGGUAGCACUGAAGGGAAUGUCUUUAAGAUAAGGGGUCCCAAUGGUGAGCUGAAAGGGCUUUUGGUGUGCUACGUUGAUGACUUCCUCAUCUUGUCGAGCGAUCCUGUGGCGAAAGCCCUCUACGAGGCAAUGUGCACCCAGCUGAACUGGGAGUUGGAUCCCCUCCAGGAGGCCACCCGACAGAACCCCCUUAAGUUCUUAGGUGUAGGGAUAAGCCCUUUGGAAAAUGAGCCCGGGUUCGCGCUUGACCAGAGGUCUUACAUAGACGAGCUCCUCGCCAAGAAUGGGUUUCAGGGCAGAGGCAGUAACAUCCCCUGCCCAAAGGAGUUGCUGUCAGAUGAUGACUUGGAAGAUCCUGAGGACGUAAGUUAUCCAACGUCCCUAAGGGAGGCGCAACGCCUCACCGGCGAGCUCCUGUGGCUAGCUCAGAAGAGUCGUCCUGACGUCUCUUUUGUGGUGCAAUACAUGGCAUCGCACACCAUAGGCCGCCCGCGACAUGUGUGCGACGUCGCACAAAGAGUGUUCAGAUACCUCUCCCUGACAAGGGAUAGGCAUCUCCGCUUGAUGCCAGAGGCCGAAAGGGGGCUGGAAGUUUUCACUGACGCUUCCUUCGCGCCGACGGGAAAACACAGUCAGGGAGGGAUCCUGAUCAAGUAUAUGGGAUCGACGAUCCAAUGGAAGGCGUCAAAACUUCCGCUGAUUGCGAUUUCGUCAGCAGAAGCAGAGUUGCAGGCGCUAAGUGAGGGUGCCAUCUACGGACAGUCGUUGCAGGCUGUCCUGCGGGACAUCACCGAUGAGCCUCCUUCCCUCGCGCUGCUGUGCGAUUCCACUUCCGCUAUAGCCCUGGCCGAGGGCGGGUCCAGUCAGAGGACAAGACACCUUCAGGUGAGAGCCGCUGCGCUCACGCAGCAGCUAGGGUCCUCAAUGACUCUAGAGCACUGCCCGGGGGACGUGCAGUGUGCUGAUCUGCUUACGAAGCCCCUUGCAGGGCCUAGGCUUCACGAGCUGUCCCUCCUUGUAGGCUUGAGUGAUGAAGCUGAGCCUCCUUCUGUUGGGAAGGUUGAGGUGUUGUGUGGAUGCGGAGGAGCCUUGAGCAAGUGGCUCACAGCGCUCACUGCCUUUGCACAGAUCAUGCCAGGCUCAGGCCAAGGUGAGGAGGAGGACUUCCAAGGUGUGACGAGCGACCUCUCGCUCUAUGUGGCCCUGGUUGUUGUGAUCAUAGCCAUAGUAGGCCUUUGGGAAGGGAUUAAGGUUGCAAGCAGGUCCUGCCGAGGAUCCCCGUCGCCCUCCAUCCGGGCUCUGAGGAAGAAAGACCGUCUUGAAAAGGCCGUGCGAGAAGCCCUCGACAAGGAGGUGACUUCGUCUACUCCGUCCUCCUCAGAUCAGCCGAUCAAGCGAAGGGGGAGACCAACCUCCCAGCCUCCGAGCGCCCAAGGGCACUCUACCGCGACUUCAUCUACUACAACCACGACCCUGCUGCAGGUUUCGAGGUUUUCCCAGACCGAGGUCUUAGAUGGAGGUAGGAUCACAAGGCGGAGCCAAGGCGUCCAGACGGACCCUGAUGCUCAACACCAGGUGUUGAUGCCACCCACAGGUGUCAACCCUGGAGCAGUGAUGACUACCAUGCAAAGAGGCGGAGUCGUCCACCUCUUCAACGAUUGCGGGACCCUCGGAACACCGGGGUACAGGCAGGAGCGUACCUUCUGCCGCCAGUGCCUAGCAAGGGCGAACCUUCGCCCCUAG